Molecule: messenger RNA, 1751 nt
Organism: Nelumbo nucifera (sacred lotus)
Lineage: Eukaryota; Viridiplantae; Streptophyta; Magnoliopsida; Proteales; Nelumbonaceae
Gene: POL{LAMBDA}
Product: DNA polymerase lambda (POLL)
Biological process (GO): double-strand break repair via nonhomologous end joining
Cellular component (GO): nucleus
Molecular function (GO): DNA-directed DNA polymerase activity; DNA binding
Source: RefSeq, a predicted model, not a curated record
GAUUAAUUCGUUUUGAAUUCGGUAUUGUAUUCUAGCUUGUCUUGCAAGUUGCAACGCUGAUAAAGACAAAGAACCAAAUGGCGCCAAAGACGAAGAAGAAGGAGCUCCCGCAUUCAUCCGAUCAACCGGGAAUGUUUGAUGGAAUGGUGGUCUUCUUGGUCGAAAAGGGAGUACAAGCACGAAGGCUACAGAUUUGGAAGCAGAAAUUGGUGCAAAUGGGAGCUACUAUUGAGGAUCGCCUUUCAAAGAAGGUUACCCAUAUUUUUGCAAUGAACUCAAAAGACCUUCUCCAACAAGUGGACAGCGAACACUUAAAACGCUUUAAAGGAAAUGUACUCCUCUACCAGUGGCUUGAGGACAGCUUGAGAUCUGGAGAAAAGGUGGCAGAGGAUUCAUACAAUCUAAAUUUGGAUUCAGAAGAAGGUAAUGAUCCUGAAAAAUCUUUAGAAGGUAUCUGUUCAAAACCAACCAAGGAAAACAAUUACAGUGAUGAGAAGUUGCCACAUUGCAAAAGGAUCAGAUUCCUUUCAGAUGAUUUAAAAGUUGUAAAUGAGCAAGAUAGUAGUACAAGUCCAGUAUCUUCUAAUCCACAUGCCCCUGUUGCUUCAAAUAAAGAUGUCAAUACUUCAGAGCUAGCCUUGUGCUAUAAUCCACCUGAUUUAAACAGGAACAUCACUGAAAUAUUUGGAAAGCUUAUAGACAUAUACAGAGCGCUAGGUGAUGAACGGAGGUCAUUUAGCUAUUACAAGGCUAUUCCGGUGAUUGAGAAGUUGCCUUUCAAAAUUGAAAGUGUGGAGCAAGUAAAACAUUUGCCAGCAAUUGGGAAAUCACUGCAAGAUCAUAUUCAUGAAAUAAUUACUACUGGGAAGUUAUCAAAAUUGGAGCACUUUGAGACAGAUGAGAAGGCCCAGAGAUUGACUAUUACAGUGAUAAUUUCAGACAUGGUGCGGACAAUUACUCUGUUUGGGGAUGUUUGGGGUAUUGGUCCAGCCACUGCUCUAAAAUUAUAUGAAAAAGGAUACCGUACACUAGAUGAUCUGAAGAAUGAGGAAUCGCUAACAAAUGCACAGAAGUUGGGAUUGAAAUAUUUUGAUGAUAUCAAGAAGAGGAUUCCACGCAAUGAGGUUCAAGAUAUGGAACUUAUUUUACAGAAAGCUGGAGAAGAUGUUUUACCUGGGGUAGUUAUUAUAUGUGGAGGAUCAUUCAGGCGUGGGAAAGCUACUUGUGGGGACUUGGACAUUAUAAUUACCCAUCCUGAUGGGAAAAGUCAUAAAGGAUUCCUCCCAAAGUAUGUAAAGCAUCUGAAAGACAUGAGGUUUUUAAGAGAAGAUCUGGUAUUUAGUACUCACAGUGAGGAGGGUACUAAUUCAGGGGUUGAUACAUACUUUGGUCUUUGUACAUAUCCUGGUCGAGAACAGCGGCAUCGCAUAGAUCUGAAGGUCUACCCAAGGGAUAUAUCUGCAUUUGGACUGAUAGCAUGGACAGGAAAUGAUGUAUUAAAUAGGAGGUUGAGGUUACUUGCUGAAUCGAAAGGGUACCGGCUUGAUGAUACAGGUCUUUUUUUACGGAGUACAAAAGGUAGUCCGAGAUUGACUUUGAAGACAGAGAUGGAAGUAUUUGAUUUCCUGGGGUUUCCUUGGCUUGAACCUCAUGAGAGGAAUUUGUGACUCGGUAGAAUUUUAUAUUUUGUAUAUAUGUAAUGUGACACUUGUAAAGUAGGCAGGCAACAUAUCCGAUCUUUACUUGAUUCA